UUAAAAAAAAAACAUUUCUUUCUUAGUUUUUCAGAUAAUUAGAAAGAAACCAAACCAUGGUAAAAGAAAAGAAAAGGGAAUCACAAAUUUAGAGGCUUGCUAGAUAGCAAGAAGAGUACCCUUUUGUCUCUGAUAGAACCAGUUAGAACAUUUGGAAUGGUGCCUCUGCAACAGAAGCUCUUGAAUUCGAUCCAACCAAAAAACAACAAAGCAAACUAGUGGGUCAGGUGAAGAGCGUAUUGUGUGAUUUGAAGAGCAUGUGUAUGGAGAUGUGUUUGUCAGAUGCUGACACCUCUUUGCGUAUCAAUCAUGCAAUGCAAUAACCCUGCCGCCAAUUAUACUCUUCUCUUCUCUGCACUCUUUUCUCGCAACUUUUCACACCCUUUAUCUUUCCCAUUUGAAAAAAAUAUUCAUUUCAGUCCAUCUUAAUUUUAUUUUCCUCAUCCGAACACAACCGUACCAACCCACCAAAUAAUUUCUGGUAUUUCACCAAAUAUUUGGCGCAGGUUGUUUGUAAUGUUAUGUUCUGUACACCUACCUGUAGCGGUAUAGUACAACAAACAAAUUCCUUUCCUUUAUUUUGUAUUUUUUUUUCUAUUGGUUAUUCGAUAUUAAUUAUGUUCCUGUUUAGUGGAUACUGUCCUAUUCCUUGUUUUUUGUUCUAAAAUUUGCUGCCUAAACUGGCCUAUGGAAAUCGGAUUUUUUUCUUAAUCUGAAAGCUCUCUGUCCUUUUUGGUUAACCUAUGAAUUAGGCUAUAUUUGUUCAAAGAAAAUCAAUUCCCUGGGUUAUAUAGUUUGUAGUUUUGUGGCCUGAGUUUGUUUGAAUCGAGAGAGAAAGAAGAGGGGUUUGUUCUUGUUGGGGAUGCAUAUUGAGGGUGGUGGAGGAAACAAUGGCGAAUCUGGUACCGGGGGUGCUUCUGAAGCUUCUGCAGCACAUGAACACGGAUGUGAAGGUCGGUGGUGAGCACAGGUCUUCGCUGUUGCAGGUUGUGAGCAUUGUUCCGGCACUUGCAGGGGGCGAACUUUUCCCAAAUCAAGGUUUUUACCUCAAAGUCUCUGAUUCAUCUCAUGCUACUUAUGUUUCUCUCCCUGAUGAACAUGAUGAUCUCAUUCUCAGUGAUAAGAUUCAGUUGGGUCAGUUUGUGUUUGUUGAUCGUUUGGAGGGUGCUUCUCCCGUCCCCAUUCUGAGAGGGGUUAGGCCUGUUCCUGGGAGACACCCUUGUGUUGGAACCCCUGAGGAUAUUGUUGCGACUCAUUCCCUUGCUUUCCUUGACAAUGAUAAGGACAACAAUGGGGUUUCUUCUGGUGUUUCUGACAUGGAUAGAUCGAAGUCUCCGAGGAAAGCUUAUAGCGGUGCGGUUGGAGAGAAGGAGAAGAAAGAGAGAGUGAGAUCAAAUGGUGGUGUUGUGAGUGGUAAGGAGGAAGUACAAUCCAGCAAGAUUAGUGCUGUGUUUGCUAGGGGCAAAUCUCAGCCUCAGCCAGUGAAGCCUCCACUCAAGAUUGAGGUGAAGAGGGAGUCUUUGACUAGAUUGAGGUCUACCAAUUCGCGGUCCAUUCCUUCGUCACCGAGUAGUUGCUACUCCUUGCCGACCUCAUUUGAGAAAUUUGCCAAUGGGGUCAGGCAACACCAGACUAAGGUUGGGGCUAAGGUGGGAGUGGUGGAGACGGGAAAGUUGGUUCGUGGGCCCAGUGGUCCUGCUGGAAAGAAAAUUGCGAAUCCGGUUAGAAAUUUGGUGCAGGGAAUUGAGCUGGGGACUAAGGCUCUGCGGAAGAGCUGGGAAGGGAGUAUUGAGGUUAAGACUAGAGAGUCCUCCAAAACCAAGUUUGCAACCAAGUUUGAUCCUAAGCCUGAACUAAGUACUCCUAGGAGAAGAAGCAUUUCAAUCAGAAAUGGGCCGUCUAAAGAGGAGGAGAAGAUUCAAGCACCAACAAAACCCUCUAAGGAACAACUCAAGACUCAAACGUCUGCAAAGAAGGCUAAUGCUAAUGGAACUACAGCAGAACCAGAAAAGUCAAGCAAGCAAAGAACUUCCACCGGAAAGAAAGCAGAAGUUUCUAACCUCCCUGGAAAUUUGGUCAAAGUUUCUCUAAGUAAUAGAAAAGUGACAGAUGCGACUGUUCAAUGGGCUUCACUCCCAUCAUCUAUUUCAAAGCUUGGAAAGGAAGUAAUGAUGCAGAGAGAUGCAGCACAGAUAGCAGCGACUGAGGCUAUGCAAGAGGCUGCUGCUGCAGAGAGUUUACUGCAAUGUCUAAGAACAUAUUCAGAGCUAACGAAUUCUGCUAAGGAACAUAACCCACAGCCAGCAGUAGAGCAGUUUUUAACUCUUCAUGCUAGCUUGAAUAGUACCCGGACAAUAGCUGAAUCCUUAACAAAACACAUCCCAGAUUGUUCAUCUCCAGAUUAUGACAAGGGUACAGCGGAAGACAUACUAAAAGUAAAAUCAGAUAGACAAAAACAAGCGGUUUCCUGGGUCCAGGCAGCCUUGACCACCAAUCUGUCAUCCUUUGCUGUUUUUACAAGAGAAACUCAAACAUCGAGGCCUCCAGCUUCAAGCAGCUCUCAAAACCAAAAGACUGUUGUGGGAAAUCAACCCAUGUUAGUUCUACACAAUUCAAGUGAAGAUGCUUCAUCAAAAGUUCAUGCAAAGACCCGUCUGACAUCUAAUUCUAAGCAUGCCUCACAAGGAACUCUACGCAAACCAGGUGAUGGGUUAUUAAAUGGGCAGAAGCAGCUAGUCCAACCACAACCACCUCCUGAAUGGGUUAGAGGAAAUGGCCUCAAUGAGGUGGUUAAUUUGGUCGAAACUUUGCAUUUACAAUCCCGGGACUGGUUUUUGGGUUUUGUUGAGAGGUUUUUAGACAGUGAUGGGGACACUAACUUGUCAGGUAAUGACCAAAUAGCAGGUAUGCUCACUCAAUUGAAGAGUGUUAAUGACUGGUUAGAUGAAAUUGUUUCAAGCAAGGAUGAGGGAGAAUCAUGCCAGAUAUCAGCAGAGACAAUUGACCGGUUGAGGAAGAAAAUAUAUGAAUAUCUUCUUACACAUGUUGAGUCUGCUGCUGCUGCACUCAGUGGUGGAUCACAAUCGUCACCUCAGAUCCAAACAACAACACAGAUUAAAGCCAAAAGGUGAAUGAGUACAUAGCUUAGCUUAACUAUGCAUGAUUAGUAGGGAUCAGUGGGUAUAAACUUGGUCACUAAAAGCUGUCCAAGGUCCCCUUUAAAUUUCACUUAUUUUUUUCCCCUCCUUCGUCUGUUUGUACAUAAAUCCUACAUGGGGUUUGAGGUAUAGAUGGAAUCUAAUUUUUACUAGGGGAGAUAGCAAAUUUGUGAGGAUAUUUUUCUUUCAUUUUUCUGAAUACUGUUCAGGUGAAAUUAUACAAAUUGAAACAGUCGAAGAUAUAAGCUGACAUGAUCUUUUCCAAUGCC
Messenger RNA from Vigna umbellata (rice bean), 3427 nucleotides. Its product is annotated as protein CORTICAL MICROTUBULE DISORDERING 2-like. Lineage: Eukaryota; Viridiplantae; Streptophyta; Magnoliopsida; Fabales; Fabaceae. The record is from RefSeq and is a predicted model, not a curated record.